AUGGGUCCGUAUCCAGUGGGUCUUGAUCCGCCUGGUAACGUACUGGGUUAUGUAUAUCCAUCGUCAAAUUGUGCUCCAUCUUUGCUGAUUGGUCUAAUCAACAUGUUCAUGAUGAAGGAUCGUCCAUCAGGUUUCGUGAAUGAAACCACUGGAGUAGUUUAUAAUCAGUGCUAUCUGAAUCUAUGGUAUCCCGGACAGGUGAGAUUGAUUUUGCUUAGUUGCAUUCCUUGUUUCAGUUAUUCUUUCAAUGAAAAUUAUCUACUAAAUUAG
Messenger RNA from Anisakis simplex (herring worm), 270 nucleotides. The record is from the annotation of a GenBank genome assembly. NCBI's taxonomy places the organism in Eukaryota, Metazoa, Nematoda, Chromadorea, Rhabditida, Anisakidae.